Molecule: messenger RNA, 960 nt
Organism: Phoenix dactylifera (date palm)
Lineage: Eukaryota; Viridiplantae; Streptophyta; Magnoliopsida; Arecales; Arecaceae
Source: RefSeq, a predicted model, not a curated record
AUGGCUCCUCCUCUCUCCCAUCCCCAAGUUCCCCUCGCCAUGGACCCCGAUCUCAACGCGCCUCACUCCAUGGGAACCACCAUCACAGGGGUCACCUACGACGGGGGCGUCGUCCUCGGGGCCGAUUCCAGAACGACCACAGGAAUAUAUGCUGCUAAUCUUGAUGUAUCCUUCUCGUUAAUUCUUCAUAUUCGUGUAGGAGUGUAUGUUGCUAAUCGGGCGUCGGACAAGAUCACACCAUUGACGGAUAAUAUUUUAUUUGUCAGAACAUUGCUGGAAACUGGCGGCCUAAUUGUUGGUGGAUGGGAUAAGUAUGAAGGUGGUCAAAUAUACUCAGUGCCCCUUGGAGGGACAAUUUUGAGGCAACCUUUUGCUAUUGGAGGAUCUGGUUCCACCUACUUGUAUGCUUUUUUUGAUCAAGCAUGGAAGGAAGGGAUGAGCAAAGAUGAAGCUGAGAAAUUUAUGGUGAAGGCGGUGUCGCUUGCCAUGGCCCGUGAUGGUGCAAGUGGGGGUGUUGUCCGUACUGUCAUUAUCAAUGCUGAACUUCUACUGGGGCGAUUCUCUUCCACUGUGGCACGAAGAGCUCGAGCCUCUCAACUCAUUGCUUGACGUACUGUCAUCAAGCAGUCCUGAGCCGAUGAGCACGGGAACCGCUGGAUCCUUGAUUUGCCCCUGGCAUGCUGGUCGCGCCCGAUGGGAUUUCGUUUCUGGAAUUUCUGCUUCCACCUCUAGAAUUGGGCCAUGUAAUGGAGUAAUCUGGGUGAUGCUUCGAACAAGUAAUGGAAAAUGUUUUUUCUUUUUGACCUUCUCCAGAAUAUGCUACUUUGGUGAAGUAAUCAUCUGCAAAAAAGAUUUGGAUCCAAACAGGUAUAGAUAUUAAUGUUUUUAUUAAAAACUUGAGACUACCUGCAAUAUAGGUAAUGGUAAAUUAUAAUGAACCCUCUUGAGGUUUUGGGGUAA